This is a messenger RNA of Hansenula ciferrii, 1527 nucleotides long. RefSeq lists its product as uncharacterized. The transcript has a single exon. Lineage: Eukaryota; Fungi; Ascomycota; Saccharomycetes; Phaffomycetales; Wickerhamomycetaceae. The coding region runs from base 1 to 1527 and encodes 508 amino acids. The record is from RefSeq and is a predicted model, not a curated record.
AUGUCAGAUCAAAUAUUGAAACCAACAAAAAUUGCCAGGGUUAUGGACAUUUUACUUAAAGUUGUAUCUGUUGAAAAGGUUGCACAUGUAUUGAGUCGCCUAACUGGAUCCAAGAAAUUCAAUUUUAGAGAACCAGAUAAAAAGGGAGUUACUGAUCUCGUGGAAUUUUACUACAGAUGGACUAUACAGUGGCAGUUUGAAAGACUUGUUACAUGGAAGAUCAAAAAGCUUGGAGUUUUAAUCAACUUUCAUCUUAUAAAAAGAGUAUCUGAUAUAAGUACUAAAAUCAUUGAUAAACUUCAAGUUUCCAGUUUUCCAAACUUAUUUACUUUUUUAAGAAGCUUUAAAAUUAGCAGAUAUGGAACUUCAAUAACCCCUGUUACAGGAUUUAAAUCAUGCUUUCCAAUUGAAAUAUGGUCCUUGAUAGUUGAUUUUGGAGCUGACCCUGGUAACCUCUUAAGAGUUAACAAAGAAUUAUUCGGAACAUUUGCUCCAAGACUAUACAGAUCUAUUCAUAUAGACAUUGUUCUAAGUUCAUUGGAUCCUUUGAAGCUGUACUAUGGUCAUUAUGUGAAGCAUGGUGGUACUUAUCCUUAUCAGACUUCUGAUUUUUACAAACUUUAUGAAAGGUAUCAGAACUCAGGAAGUUUUGACUAUGAAUUCUUGGAUACAGUUCAUAGAAAUUCCAAGAACAACACGACAAAAUCAUUCAUCAUAAACGAUAAAGGUGUCAAAGUCUAUAUUGAAACUAGAAUAAUAAAAAAAUUCUGCAAAGUUUUAUUAUUUUAUGAAAAUGUUCUUAUUAAUGAAUCAUCAAUUAUGAAGAAAUUCAUUAAAGAGCUCUCGGGCAAUAUUUUGGUGCUUAAUGGAAUGAAAUGUUUGCUUGAAUCUCUAGAAGUAAAUCAAACAAUUCAAAGUAUGUCACAAGAUAAAAAUUUGAAAGUGAUAAGGUGUAAAACUGAGCCUUUAGAUACAUUUGAGCACUGUUUAUGUUAUGAAACUUAUAUUGAAAGAGAUAAAAGCUUUAUCUGGGAAGAGUCUUGGUAUUUAGAAAAGUAUGAGCGUUGCGCGCAGCCAUUCGCUUCCUCACUUUUUCCAGAUAGUGUCUUUUUUAAGGAACUAUUGAUUUUAGGUGUCAUAUUUGAUCAAUUCAAAAGCUUUGAAAACAGAAGAAUGUUUUCUUUGAUUCAGGUUUCGAGAGAAUUACAAAUAUUGGACCCAUUCAAAUACUGGAAUUCAACUUUAGAUAGACCUAUUUACAAAAAGAAAGGUCCCGCUCGUCUAAAAGGGCCAGGGACAAUAAAAAUAGAAAACAGAACGUUCUUCACAAAAGCCACUACAAUUGGAUUUUUGUCAGGAUUAAUGAAAGCUUUUUCUUCUAAGAUUAAUGACUCUAAAAUUGAUAGUAACUCAAGCUUAUUCAUCACUGGUUUGGUACUCAAUCCUGACGUGAAUCAAGAUGCAAGAGAAGUUGGAGCAAAGGUUACUUUUGAUACGUAUUCUAUUAUCAUCAACAAGGCGAAAUGA